AUGCAGGUGCUGGCAGUUGCAAGUGACAGCCCCAACCCAGGGCCCCUGUUGACAUUCCCAGAGGCUAUCCACGGCAUCAUCCAGAGUGACCUCAACCACUCGGCGAUCCUGCAACGGGUAGUGACAAUGAACCCUGAGGCUGUGUUGAGCUGGGACCUCAAUGGGGAGCCCUGUGGGACUGGGGAGAAGCUGUUCAUCUGGCAGUUGUCCUGGGAGCAUCUGGGCACCUGCAUGUGCAUGGCCAAGAACAGCGAGGAACAGCUGUUCUCUGAGCUUGUGACCAUCUCGCUGCCACAUGAGUCCUCCAUCCCUUCCAAGACCUCUCCAGUCAAACCUGGACCCCACUUCUCCCUGUCAGGAGGAUCUGCCAUCAGCCUCCUCAUGCCUGGGAUUCUGGGAGCCACAGCACUGAUCGGAGGCAUAUGCUUCACCAUCAUCCAGAACCAGAGUCCCCAAACUGACAUCACGGACAAUGAGACAGAGGAGGGCGCUGGAGCUGUGCUGCCCGGGUUCAAAUCCCACUAG
Messenger RNA from Cynocephalus volans (Philippine flying lemur), 525 nucleotides. RefSeq names its product immunoglobulin superfamily member 23 (gene IGSF23). The record is from RefSeq and is a predicted model, not a curated record. Lineage: Eukaryota; Metazoa; Chordata; Mammalia; Dermoptera; Cynocephalidae. The transcript has 5 exons. The coding region runs from base 1 to 525 and encodes 174 amino acids.